Messenger RNA from Mytilus trossulus (common blue mussel), 1930 nucleotides. RefSeq lists its product as uncharacterized. Bases 182 to 1930 code for a protein of 582 amino acids. The transcript has 7 exons. The record is from RefSeq and is a predicted model, not a curated record. NCBI's taxonomy places the organism in Eukaryota, Metazoa, Mollusca, Bivalvia, Mytilida, Mytilidae.
GCAAACCUGAUAAAUGAUAGUUGAAAUAAUAAGAACACAAAGAUAUUGCUACAAACGAAACAAAUUUCAAUACCUAUCAUGCCUUGAACUGCAAAUUCGGGAAAAUGUAUUUAAAGAAGAAAUGAAGACGACAUAAAUUACACAGUGCACAUUUUACACAGAGGAAUACAACAGUCAGGUUAUGUCAUUUAUAAGAAAUACUUGGCAUUACAUUUGUAAUUGGUGGUACAGUACAGACACAAAAUAUGAUGUUUACAUUGACCAAUAUCCAAAUGAAAAGGUUCACAUUGGACACGGAGGAAGUAUAAAACUAUUAGCUUCUGUAAGAACGUCGUCUCCUGAAUCAUUCAUAAAAUGGCAAAAGAUGGAAUACAAUAAACCAACAAACAUUCUUACACACUCAAUGAAAUACUACGGAAGUUCUUGUUCCCUGCCAGCACCUGAGCUUAUUAUAAAUGAUGUAGAUAACACAGAUGCGGGUGUUUACCAGUUAUCUGUCACUACAAUCAGUGGAACGGUUACUGGUCGGAAUAUCCAAUUGGAAGUAUUCGGUGAGCCAGUUUAUUCAUUGCCUAAAGAGAAAAACAACUUUCUUCGAUACUUCCUACUUUGUCAGACAAUAGCAACCGAAUCAGUUCGCUUGUAUUUCAUAAAGACUGUCCCGGAGCCAACUCUAGCAACACAUUUGAAUAGUCAUAUGAAAAAUUUAAGAUUUAGUUACUGGAAAUGUUCUAGUGACCAAUUAGCUGUGCUGUUUCCAGGCGCAUCACUUAAUGUUAAGUCAACCGACUUUGAUUUCUCCUUGCUAUAUAAACUCACAAGGAACACGUUGACCUCUCUGUCAGCACCAACAAGCGGCUGGGGUUCACAGCCAUUACCAGGGGACAUUGCAAAAGAAGAUGAUAUAGAACGAAUCCGACACAACAGAAACUUAUUAGCUCACAAUACAGAAUUCAGAUUAAACGAUUCGGACUUCAAUAACAUGUGGACUGAUCUAUCUCAGGCUAUCAUACGCUUAAGCUGUGGCACACUGUCAGCAGACGUGAGCAAUCUUUUGAAUAGGAAACUAGAUCAGAAGUUACAAAAAGAAAUAUUUGAAAAUCUUCAGAGAGAAAUUGAAAACAAUAAGGGUGAAAUAAACAUAUUACAUCAGGAUUUGUUUGAAUGCAGAGAAGCCAUUGUUCAACACCAGGAAAGAAUCCAGAUGACAGAAGAUGAUCAAAUACCUUCUAAUAUCAGACAAACACAUUUUAAAGUUCUCAAGCAAUGGAAAGAAGAUGAUGAGGUUUAUUAUGAUGGAACAAAUGUUUACAAAGCUGCAAAAGAUACGAUACAGUCUUGUUCUGUUAUUGUUCUUGUCGGUGGACCAGGGUGUGGUAAGACUGCGAUGGCAAGACAUCUAGCUUUAAAACAUUAUCAAUACGGUUGGGAAGUAGUUCCAGUGUGUAGAGUUGAAGAAAUUUCACAGUAUGCAGAUGUAAAGUUAAAACAAAUAUUUGUGUUGGACAAUAUGUUUGGUAAAUUUGCUGUAGACAUAUUUAUGUAUAGCACUAUAAAUAACCACAAAGACAGUAUAAUGAAUGCGAUGAAUAAAGAUUCUAAAAUGUUUUUUACUUGUAGGAAGUCUGUCUAUAAAGACGCCGUUAAGCUUAAAUCGUUUGUACUGGAGAAUGUAAUAGAUUUAGAAAGUAAGGAAAACACAUUGAAUGAUGAUGAAAAAGAAAAUAUUCUUACAAAACAUUGUAAGUAUAGAGGUGUUCCUGAAAACAUCUUUAGAAAUUUAUUAUUUUCAGCAUCACACAUAAUGUUCCCUCUACUUUGCAAAGUAUUUACGACAAAUCACGAAAUUCAUGGCUCUAUGGAACGCUUUCUUGCAAACCCGUACAGAUGCCUCAUUUUGGAGUUGGAUAAGUUGGAGUGUAUUUCCUAA